AUGCAGCAGCAAGGCAGUGCCGGAGGCCGCUCGCGCAACGACAUCUUCAGUGCUGCCUCUCCGUCGCUGACGCCGGCGCCGCGGCCGGCCGCGGCCGCUGCUGCCAACUCCUCGCCGGCCAGCGUGACGAGCAAGAACAGCCUCUUCUUUGGCUCCUCGCCUGUCGCUCCCGCACCUCGCGCUAGUCUGCUCUCGCCAACCGCCUCUCCCUCUCCCGCCCCUGCGCCAGGGGCCUCGCGCUCGCCGCCGCGCCGUGUGUCAGAGCUAGGCGCAGCCGGGCCCUCGUCGCUCGCUAGUGCCGAGCGUCCCUCGUACGGACGCAGCAGCACCGAAGAGCGUGAGCGCGAGCGCGACCGCAUCCGCAAGAGCAAGGACAUGGACUUCCGUCUGUGCCCUACGCGCGACUAUCUGCUCGGUGAGGGCCGGCACUGCAAUGUCUUCCUCGGCUCGUAUCGCCUCAAGCGGCGGCGAAGAGAGCGCAGAGGCGCAGCGAGAGGCGCAGCAUCAGAGAGCGAUGUGAGCGAGAGCUACUGGCAGCUGUGCGCCGUCAAGCGUCUGCACGCCGAUCGGCAGAGCCAGCUGCUAGGGCUCGACGAAGCCUUCGCGCUACGUCGUCUAGGUCCGCAUCCCAACAUCGUCUCGCUUAUCGACAUUCGCGACGAGACGGCCAUCGCCGACCCUACCACGCCGAGCCCCACUCCCGGCACGCCCUCGGAUCCUCCGCGCCUGCUCAUACUCCUCGAACUGCUCCCGCAUUCGCUGCGCUCCUUUGCGCGCCGCAACCCGGAGCGCAUCGGCUGGCUGCGCUGGAAGACGUGGGCCCUGCAGCUGGCAGGCACCGUCGAGUGGAUGCACGCGCGCGGCUGUGUGCACGUCGACAUCAAGCCGGAGAACAUCUUGCUCACCGACUCGCUGGACAUGAAGCUCUGCGACUUCAACUCUGCGCUCUUUCCCUCUCCCAGCUCUCCGCUUCUCGACGGCGCCGGACUCGGUACGCCAGCGUACGGUGCUCCCGAGCUCACGCGCGGUGCCGCGCCCGCCGGCGCUGCGGGCUUCUCGUAUCCAGUCGACGUGUGGAGCAUGGGUGCCGUGCUCUACAGCCUCGCGACUGGCGUCGAGCCCUUCGCGCGCUCUCGAAGCAUGAUCGAUAUGCUCUAUCGCAAGCGCGUCUUCUUCGAGAGCGAGGAGAAUGACCGUGUGGCGCGCCUUAGCGCGACACGGCCGACUGUUCGUCGCGAAGGCAGCACCGACUCAAUUGAGAGCGUCGCCAGCAGCAUUCUCGUCGACAACGGCCGUACGGGCGCUUCGGUCCGCAGCAUCGCUAUGCUGCUCGACGACGCGCCAUUCAAGGGUCUUCUCAGCUCGCCGGCUGGGCAGCCCACGGGCUUGCUCGAUGCUGAGAGAAACGGCACUGCUGCGUCGGGCCAUCAGCGACGAGCCUCGAUGGGCAAGACGCCGCAGAAGCUCGGCCGCGCUGCGUACCUCAAUGCGCCGCGACGGCCCGUCGGCACGCUAAGACGCACGACCUCGUACGGCGACCAAUCGAGCAGCGAUGCUUCGCCUCAGGCCGACGACAACGGUGGCAAUGACGGCGACGCUGGUCGCACAGACGGCGCCGGUGCAGGCAGUGGUGUCACUCGCAGCGCAGACAGCAAGCUAGCACCAAGCGCUCUCUCUCCGCCUCACUCGCCGCCUUCUGCAGCGCAAGGCAUGUACAACACUCCCUCCGGCCUGCCCGCACUGCUCGACGAAAUGCAAGCCGAAGAAGAGGAGGACCUGCGACCGUAUCGCGAUGGCUCGCCCGCGCUCAUCCUCCCGGGCGGCGGGCGACUGCCAGAUGCGGCCAGAGCGCUGCUCGAGCGCAUGCUGAGCACCGAUCCGAGCCUGCGCCCGACGGCCAAGCAGGUCGUCGCUGCGCUCUCUGCGCUCUGA
Molecule: messenger RNA, 1932 nt
Organism: Tilletiopsis washingtonensis
Lineage: Eukaryota; Fungi; Basidiomycota; Exobasidiomycetes; Entylomatales
Product: kinase-like protein
Exons: 7
Coding region: 1-1932 (643 amino acids)
Biological process (GO): protein phosphorylation
Molecular function (GO): protein kinase activity; ATP binding
Source: RefSeq, a predicted model, not a curated record